GCUAUUUGUAGAAUAUUGAGAUAUUUGCUAAUCAUUUGGUGCUUAACGUGAAAUUAAAGUGAUGCGCAAUCUCUCCCCUGUAGGUGUAAACAUGGUUCAGCGCCUGACUUACCGUCGUAGGUUGUCCUACAACACCGCCUCAAACAAAACCAGACUCUCCCGAACCCCUGGUAACCGGAUUGUCUACCUCUACACUAAGAAGGUUGGCAAAGCGCCCAAGUCUGCAUGUGGCAUCUGCCCAGGGAGGCUGCGUGGUGUCCGUGCUGUCAGACCCCAGGUCCUGAUGAGGCUCUCAAAGACCAAGAAGCACGUCAGCAGAGCCUAUGGCGGCUCUAUGUGCGCCAAGUGUGUGCGUGACAGAAUCAAGCGGGCUUUCCUUAUUGAGGAGCAGAAGAUUGUUGUCAAGGUGCUGAAGGCCCAGGCUCAGAGUCAGAAAUCGAAGUAAACUCCUUUCAACUGCCUCAAGUUCAUCUUGCUGAUGAGGGGUUUUGGAACACGAGGGUCUAAUCUGUAAAACGAAACACGGCUUUGAGAAGAAUGAGAAUUCCUUUUUUGCGUGCCACAUUGGGUAAAACAUUGAGACAUUGUACUUGAAAGUGAUUGACAGUAUAUGGAAUUCUGUAAUGCCUGCUUAAAUGGUCUUGCCACCAUUUUGUAAAAAUAAAACCCAGUUGACCAGA
Molecule: messenger RNA, 680 nt
Organism: Anguilla rostrata (American eel)
Lineage: Eukaryota; Metazoa; Chordata; Actinopteri; Anguilliformes; Anguillidae
Gene: rpl34
Product: ribosomal protein L34
Exons: 4
Coding region: 62-445 (127 amino acids)
Biological process (GO): translation
Cellular component (GO): ribosome; cytosolic large ribosomal subunit
Molecular function (GO): structural constituent of ribosome
Source: RefSeq, a predicted model, not a curated record